Debaryomyces hansenii CBS767 is the source of this 621-nucleotide messenger RNA. RefSeq names its product DNA replication protein (gene PSF2). The transcript is spliced from 2 exons. The record is from RefSeq and is a predicted model, not a curated record. Gene Ontology annotation, biological process: DNA replication; double-strand break repair via break-induced replication. The coding region runs from base 1 to 621 and encodes 206 amino acids. Gene Ontology annotation, cellular component: GINS complex; nucleus. NCBI's taxonomy places the organism in Eukaryota, Fungi, Ascomycota, Pichiomycetes, Serinales, Debaryomycetaceae.
AUGGUUUUACCGGCUCAUUUACAGAACAGUUUGAUGCCCUCAGAGGUUAGUUUUCUCGCAGAGAAUGAAUAUAUUACGAUUUUGCCGAGAUAUUCAAUGAAAAAACUAGAGUUGAUAGGAACCAAAGUACCGACGUUGAGGGGUAUGAGAAGAGAAAAAAUUCCAAUUUGGAUAGCUGUGAUCUUGAAAUCUCAAGAUAAAUGUAAUAUCGUUCCUCCAGAGUGGUUAAACUUGAUAUACUUGAAAGAAAAAUACGAAGAAGAAUUGAAGCAACCACAUAAGUUCAGUGUAUUACCUUGGAACUGGCUUGAAAUUUCGAAAAUUUUACUUAAUAAAGCAGCAGAUGAUUUAUCUGAUCCUACUCAUCAAUUAAGAUCCAUAAUACAAGACUUGAGAGAAAUACGACUUGUUAAGUCUCGAAAAGGUCUAAAGGAAUUGAACGAAUCGAAUAUCCAAUUGGAUGGGCUUUCUUUAUUGGAAAUUAACGAAUUGAGGCCGUUUGUCUUAACUGUCAUGAACAAAUUGAGGCAACUCCACGAAUCCGUGAACACCAAAACAGAUAGAGGAACCGGAAACGACCAGGAUGAUGAUAUGUACCACGAUGUAUCUGAUAAUGAAUGA